GAGUUUCACGCCACGCCUCUCUGCGUGAAGAAUUUUACAAGUCAGAUUUAAGCAAGUUCAACUAUCUUGCUGUUCAAGAAGAGCACAUUUUAUCGUUUAACGGGACACGCCGUGGACAUGGCCUAUCAUAACCAGUACAGACCACCUCAUUAUAACAGCGCACCGCCGGAUCAGGGCUUUCUAUGGAACAUAUUUCAGAGGGUAGAUAAAGACAGGAGUGGGGCAAUAUCAGACACAGAGCUUCAGCAGGCAUUAUCAAAUGGUACAUGGACACCUUUCAACCCUGUGACUGUCAGAUCAAUUAUAUCUAUGUUUGAUCGAGACAAAAAAGGCGGGGUCAACUUCAACGAGUUUGCCGGUGUUUGGAAGUACAUCACAGACUGGCAGAACAUCUUCCGCACCUACGACAGGGACAACUCAGGGUUAAUCGACAAGAACGAGCUCAAACAGGCUCUCACUGGCUUUGGUUAUCGUCUUUCAGAUCAGUUCUAUAACACACUGAUAGAGAAAUUUGACCGUCAGAAGAAAGGUCAGGUGGCUUUUGAUGACUUCAUUCAGUGCUGUAUUGUACUACAGAGGUUAACUGAUGUGUUCCGGCGAUAUGACACAGACCAGGAUGGCUGGAUCCAGGUGUCAUACGAGCAGUAUCUCUCAAUGGUCUUCAACGUUGUAUAGCACAACUCAAGCACGCCUGCACACUCAUGUGCCAAACACCAAAUGUCCCUCCCCAUGCGGUCUUCCAGCAGAGACCACACAACACUAACCUCUACAGGAGGGUGUGGGGAAGGAAUCUUAUGACUCUUAAUUCUGUCUGUCUGUUUGUCUGUUAGUAGUCAUAUCAUAUUUCUUUAUGAUGUUAACCAUAUUAUUAUUGUAAUAAUCUAUGGACUACCACUCUCUUUCAUUGUUUAAGUAAUGUCGCAUUGUAAAAAACAUACCAUGACUCUGUUGCAUGCUUUCUGAUAAACCUCCUUAAUGUCAAGGCAUGAACUAAUAGUUCUUUUUUUGUGGCUGAAUUCAUGUUUACAAAGAAAUACUGAGCAGGUUGUGUUUCGCCAUUAUAAGAUCCUUUUUUGGAUUGACUGUCAGCUCUUCCAUUUAUUUGUAAAUAAUUAUAUUUUUAAUCUUCACAGUAAUGUGACAAAUUCAACCUUUUAUUUUAGGAAGGAGGUACAUAUGCUUUUGUAUGCCUUUUUCAUGCAUGAUGCCUUACAACUGUUGAAAUAUCUAAAAUGAUAACUGUUUUAUUAAAAACUGGAAAAUAUUUGAAAAUCUUUGCAUUUUCUUAGAAUCCCUC
This is a messenger RNA of Myxocyprinus asiaticus (Chinese sucker), 1297 nucleotides long. RefSeq names its product programmed cell death protein 6-like. The coding region runs from base 118 to 675 and encodes 185 amino acids. Lineage: Eukaryota; Metazoa; Chordata; Actinopteri; Cypriniformes; Catostomidae. The transcript has 6 exons. The record is from RefSeq and is a predicted model, not a curated record. Gene Ontology annotation, molecular function: calcium ion binding.